Messenger RNA from Tetrapisispora phaffii CBS 4417, 720 nucleotides. RefSeq names its product Tim21p (gene TIM21). Gene Ontology annotation, cellular component: TIM23 mitochondrial import inner membrane translocase complex. Gene Ontology annotation, biological process: protein import into mitochondrial matrix. The record is from RefSeq and is a predicted model, not a curated record. The transcript has a single exon. Bases 1 to 720 code for a protein of 239 amino acids. Lineage: Eukaryota; Fungi; Ascomycota; Saccharomycetes; Saccharomycetales; Saccharomycetaceae.
AUGUUGAGGCUUUUCCCACAAAGUGCCCGAAAAUCAGCACUGUUGGCCAAUAAAGGCACAAAUUUACGACCAGCAAAUAAUAUUAUAAACCACAGAGUUUCUUCAUUAUUAUCAGUUAAACAUAGGCACUUAUCGACUUAUACGUAUCCAAGAAUACACGCAGAAAAAAAGGCAAAUGUCAAAAAAUUACCUUUAUGGAAUCGCAUCAAAUCAUAUAGUACAUUUACAGCAUCUGGUGUGUUGAUCGUCGGUGCAACUGGUAUAUCAGCAAUUGUUAUUUAUCUAAUUGUAACUGAAUUAUUUUCUCCAUCCGGAGAUACCCAGCUAUUUAACCGUGCAGUCUCAUUAGUUGAGAAGGAUGAGAUUGUCAGAUCAAAACUACAAUGUCAUGAUACAAUUAUCAGACAAGAACGUUUAAAAGCAUAUGGUGAAUUAGUUCCUGGUGACAAAUGGACAAGAAAUAGACCAAUAUCUUCAAGCAAAAAACUCGAUAGGCAAGGAAAAGAACAUUACUUCAUGAGAUUCCAUGUAGAAUCAAAAGAGAAAAUUGGAUUGGCACAUCUUGAAGCAAUCGAGUCAGAUAAACGCUACAAACCUGAUUUUUUAAGUUUAUAUAUUGAUAUUCCUGGUGAACAAAGGUAUUAUCUAAUUAAACCAAGAAUGAAACAGAUUAUCCAGCCUAGAGGAUUUUUAGGGUUCAAUUGGGGAUCGAAAAAAUAA